AUGAUGCCAGAAACAACUCGCAACACCGAUGACCAUUUCGACGUCCGUCGGCGGAAAAGGAAGCAAGUCUCUCGAGCUUGCGAUUGGUGCCGUGCCCGCAAGAUUCGAUGUGACAAUGCGCAGCCAUGCGAGGCAUGUCGCCACAGAGAUGCACCAUGCACGAACCGAGGAGCGGACGGCGAACCCCGCACGCUCCCUCAGGCGCUCCGGGAAACCGAAAAGCUGAAGCUCCGGAUCAGAGAACUGGAAGCUUUGCUCGAUUCUAGACCGCCCAUCACACCGGCGGCUUCAUCCAACCUUUCAACCCUCAGCCGCGCGCGAGUCCCGUCCGAUCCAGACCCAACGCAGUUUCCGACGAGUCCUGCCUCAAAGCCGCAGUGGAAGGGCAUCUAUGUCGAUACGGCGCGCUCUGGCCGGCCGUCGUACUACGGUGCGGCGUCCUCUUUCUAUUUUUUGAGCCGCAUCGGAUCGUUUCUCGGCAACGCGCUUCAGCAGCCACAUGCCACACAGUCCAUACAACUGCGCGGGCCGAACAAACGGGCGUAUCGCGAUGCUCCGAGGGAGGCUGCUGGCAAUGCCGUGGCCGAUCUAGACGGCAUGCCAACCAGGGGCCAGGGGCUUUUCAUGUCCCGAUUGCAAGAAGAAGCCGUGCUGCGGCUGUUUUGGGAAGGAUACCAUUGCCUCGUCCCUAUUGUCGAUGAAACACAAUUCCGCUCCCACUACGCGUCGCUGUGGGAGUCACGCUCCACACAGCGGGCGCAAUCCGCCCUCGUCGACAUCAUUCUUGCAAUCAAUCUGCAGUUUGGCUACGCAUACAUGCCGCCUGCCAUACUUGGAUUGGCCGAGGCUGGACGAGACGCGCUGCCAGACGAUGCCACCAGCGCUGGCCGGGCCUACUACCGUCGUGCACAGAGCCUUCUCUUUGAUGAGCUCGAGAGCCCAUCAAUCGCAACGGUACAGUGCUGUAUCUUUGCCACGUACUACCUGUGUUGUGCAUCGUUUCAGAACACCGCCCACGUUGUCCUCGCCCAGGCCGUCCGGACAGCACAGAUCCUCGGGCUGCACACCGAACCGUCGGCAGACUUUCCGUAUGCCGAGCAAGAGCUACGCAAGCGGGUCUGGUGGACAGUUUGGAUGACUGACACAAAAAUAUCAUCCAAACUGGGUCGCCCGUGUCUCAUUGACCGCGCGCUGGUGACCGUCAGUUUGUACUCUGAUGGUAGGGACGCCGCCACAGCCAACGACGCUACGCUGGGCUUCCAUGACAACGUCACGUGGUUGACUUAUGCACUGCAGAACUUGCGUUUAUUCCAGACGCUGCUUGAUGUGUUCGAUCCGCUCUGGGAAAAGUUUGGUCGCGUCAUACACCGCAAGGACCUGUCGUGCAUAUACACAGACCCGGAUACAGUGGAAGACUGCGCCGUAACCCUGGCUCGGAUGCUCCCCGCAAUGAAGACGUGGGCGGACAACGUGCCUUUGGGCUUGAAAAUGCGGCGACGCGGCGGGGGCGAACCGUAUUCCACGAGCUGCCUGGCCGUGGAAAUCGAUACUCUGGUUCCGACCUGGCUGCAAAGGCAGCGCGUCUGUCUUGAGUUGACAUACCACCAUGCUGUGUUCAACCUCACUCGGCCUUUUAUCACAUUCUACACACACCCCGGAACAUACACUCCUGUUGCAGAGCGCCUUGCCACCACCAGUGUCGACCAUGCUGUUUCAUUUACCUUGAUCAUGCAUCAGUUCGUCACAGAGGCAGAUGUCAUGAGCUGUUGGUCAGAGUAUUUUUCCAUGCAGUGGAACGCAGCCAUAACACUGGUGGGCUUCGUCCUAGCCUAUCCCAUUCACCAAGCCACUCAAAAAGCUCGCCGUGCAGUGGACAAGGCCUUGGUUGUGCUUGAUACGUUUGGCGCCCACUUUGCCAUCAGUAACGACGCCGCCGCAAUUAUGAGGGACCUGGUCACCAAAGCCGAUUUGCUGGCUGGACACAGCGGCAGUGCCGUCUCACCUGCCCUGAACACCACUCCUCUGCUGCCCGGUGCAGCCCAGGACAUUCGUCCAGCAGAAAGCGGUAUCAACUCAGCCGGCAAUGACCUUUCGUGGCUCGAUCCAUCCCAACAGGAUGGCUUUUCUCAGUUUAUGGACUGGGCCCUGUCGGUUGACGCAUACAACAGCUUCGAGAGGUUUUUCACGCCAGGUAUAAGUUCUUUCCCGUGA
Sporothrix brasiliensis 5110 is the source of this 2211-nucleotide messenger RNA. RefSeq names its product fungal specific transcription factor domain containing protein. NCBI's taxonomy places the organism in Eukaryota, Fungi, Ascomycota, Sordariomycetes, Ophiostomatales, Ophiostomataceae. Gene Ontology annotation, cellular component: nucleus. Bases 1 to 2211 code for a protein of 736 amino acids. The transcript has a single exon. The record is from RefSeq and is a predicted model, not a curated record. Gene Ontology annotation, molecular function: RNA polymerase II cis-regulatory region sequence-specific DNA binding; zinc ion binding; DNA-binding transcription factor activity, RNA polymerase II-specific. Gene Ontology annotation, biological process: positive regulation of transcription from RNA polymerase II promoter by galactose; DNA-templated transcription.